UAAAUCGAGAGAGGAUCAUCUUCGGUUCUGACUAUGGAGGGAGGGGAGAAAACGCGCCAGCUCCACACAAUUUCUGCGUGCGCGAGUAUGCCCCUCUUUGGAAAACAGGGCUCCUGAACGCUGAACUCUUCGUUGCUGAACGCUUGAACAUUUCGGUUCAUCUCUGUGGCUUUAAAGGUGGAUUUCCCCGUUCGCGCGGACGCCAUAUUGUCUGUCUGAUAACCACAAAUAAAGUUGUAAUUAGUACGCAGGCCUAACACCUGGGGGUCCGCUUGAUGCAUUUUGUGUACGAAUGUGCCGCGUUCCGGUGUAAUCUGUCAUAACAUUGCUAGCCAUUUUGAAUUGAACACAUGCCCGAGCAUCGUACUUACGUUGAAAAAAAUGAAGAAUCAAGUUUUACUCUAAUGAUUAACCGUGACCUCACAGAUCUACAACGCGUCAAUGCAUAAUCGCAAAUAUCAUAGCCGAGGAUAUGUAUGCUCAUUUUAAUAUUUAAUGACGUAAUGCGGAGAGCACGUGCACUUUUAAACCAGUUCUAAGCACAUUCGAGUGUACAUAUGUACUAGUAAAUAAUUUUUAUGCGCUGCGCAGACAUUACUAGAAUUACUGCCUUAAUGUAAAACCCAAGCUAACCUCACCCGAAACAGAGAUCGAGUAAGCGCGAUUCGUCCUAAUAAACAAACCAUCUCUGAUAUUUGUUUAUGCUUGCCGGACCUGUUAAUAACAAUGCUUAUUGGAAAUGAGCAAUCCAUUGCAAGAUGAUUUCAUAGCAUUCGGUUCUACUGCAGAUAACAACUCUACGAUCAUCGAUGAAACAUUAGCAGAAGAAUUUGAUCAACAAACUCAACCGCCUGGCUUCAAGAAUCCACCAUCUCCUAACAUAUUAUCUUGUGAAAUCUGCGGUGCACAGUGUUCAACCAAAAAAGAGCUCAGCCUUCACAUUCUGACUCACGUUGGUCAACCACGUGUGCUAUUGAACAGAAUACCAAAUUUGAAACCGAUAAAAAAAAAACAGAUCCCAACUACAUAUCGUCUUGAACCUGAAAAAAGAGGAUCAUUGAAAUUGACACUCAAGAAACAGAACUCCACAGAUUCAUUAAAAUUAACACUCAAAAAAUCGUCGAUAUCUGAAGACUUCACAGUGGUAAACAGCAACUUGGAUACUGACAUUUAUCACAGAAUCGAAGUGGCAGGUGCUAGAACAAAUGAUUCCAAGGAUACUGAGAUCACAGAUAAAGAUGUCGAUCGGUCUUUUGAGAAUGUGACAACCCAGGAUGAGGACUAUGAGAACAAUGAUUAUGAAAGUGAGGAAUGCAAUGAUAGUAUACAAGAGAAGAGUACACUCUCAUCCAUGGAUAUCAAUGAAGGUGAUUCAGGUGUAGGAAGUGAUACAGUCAAUGCAGUGGAAAGAGAAGAUCAGACUUUUGAGGACCACUCCCUUGUUGAUGAGUCGCAUAAUUCUGAGAAAAUUCUACCAGAAAUAGAAGAUCAUGAAGACUCAGAUGCAAUAGAGGCCACUUGUAGGGAGGCAAUUGAAAACCUGAAGAAACUUGGCGAAGAUACAAGAUCUGUUGACCCGUUGACUGAGACUGUUCUACCGCUUGAAGAGGAUGUCGACGAAACAUCUGCGAUGAUUCAACAGCUCACAGAGAGCGCAGCGAUCAGCUUGAUUCCAAAGUCUUCUGCCUGUUCUAGCGAAGCCUCUAAGCAGGCUGCUUCGUCCGAUUCUCAAAGCGAAUCUAGUCAGUCACCAAAAACGAAUGCUGACUUUAAUUGGCACCAACUAUCGAGUGGCUUACCUAAUAACAGUGAGGAUAACGAAGAUAAACACGAAGAGGACGCUGUGGAUCAAUCCGAUCCGAACGCUGGUUCAUUAUUGCAAAAUUUCUUGAUUGAACAUCACAGACGGAAUGAAAAUGAGAAUUCUUUAUCAAGUAGCCUACCACCUGAAGAAACGGAGUAUGUUUCACUUGAGAGACUAGCUGAAACAGUCCGCACUUGUCGCGUCUGCAAUGAGAAAUUUUCGGAUAUUGCCCAACUGGAUAAACAUAGAGCUCAGGUCGGACAUUUUCAAUGUAACAUACCAAGUUGUGUGAACUUGAUUUUCCAUUCACCCACGGAAGUUGCAGCUCACAAAGCUCAAGCACAUGGCAAUCCUCUAUCUCCGAGUUUGAACCGACUUUCACCCCAUAUAAACACGAAUUCACCCCAUGGAGGACACAUAGGAUCCUCGCAAUCUUCAAACUCUCCACAAUUGAGCAGAACAUCGCCACUGAGAUCCCCGCUUCAAUCGAAUACUCCGCCUGGAUUUAUUUCUAGUAGCAAAGGGCAUCGACUCAGUCCACCUGUCAAUUUUGAUCAACUACCUGCACCUGUCCAACAACUUGCUCAGCAAGUACAGCGCAUGCCAUUGCCUCAGCCUCAGCUCCCUCCUUCGUUGCCUCCUGGUGCCAAUACCUUAAUUCCACCUCCAAAUUAUUUCGUAUCGCGCGGAGGAAGACCACCCUUGUUCAAUAUCGCCGGACCUCAGCCGAUGCAUUAUCCACCCCAUUUAUCUCAGUUAUAUCCGCCAUACGGAAACGCAGCUUAUCAACAAAUGCCCAAUGCUCCGCCGCUCAUGUCACAGAUGGCCCAUCAAAUGCCGCGAGGCAGAAUGGCUGCCCCUAAUCCCAGAGCACCAAAAAUGCUUGGCUCUGCACCAAGACAACGACUGAAGCGACCAGCGCCACAAUUGAUGCCAUCACAGAUGCACCAUCAGCAACAACAACAGCUACAACAACAGCAACAACAGCAGCAGCAACAACAACAACAGCAACAUCAACAACAGCAACAUCAACAACAACAACAUACUGCCUCUAAGCAGAGACGAAUGGAUGUGUUGGUACCUGAUAGAAAUGAAGAUGCCGAUUGUCAUAUUAUUGCCCAGCAAAAAAGAAACAACGGAUUGCCUGUCAUACAAAAUGUACAAGGAGCAGUUGCUCAACAACCUACAAGGAAUGAUUCCACGAUACAUCUAACAGACUCCAUCACAUUGAGCGUUCGGCAACCAGGUUCCGCUCCAGCACAAACCCAGAAUGUUUCAACUCCUGCUGGUAAAAAAUCUGACGCAAAGGCCGUUGCAAAUGUAUUGGCUGCUCGAGGAAUCACUGUGACGCCAGCUGCGAGUAAAAAUAAGGCUGCUGAGCAGGCCAAACAACCUCAACAGCAACAAGCGAAGGCAGCAGCCCCACCGGCUCAACCACCAAACGUAACAUCCCUGAAUCUGAGUUCCGCCGUAUCCAUAAUUCCUGCAAGCUCUCAGAAAAAACAACAAGAACAACAGGGCCAAUUUGCCGUACCGCAUACCAGAACAAUCAAGCAAUCGACUAGCGAUGUCGAUCGACCACCCAGACCUCCUACGGUCGAUCUUACCCAAGACACUCCGCAGCCUGGAGCUCGAAUUCGAAGAGGCAGACCAUCAAAGGCCAUGCUAACUUGUCAAGUAUGUGAUAAGGUCUUCCAAAAUCAAGAAAUUCUGUCGCAGCACAUGGCCUCGCAUCGUACGCCUAGUAAAUUACUUCAUAAAUGCCACCUCUGCCCAGCUCAGUAUCCAACGGCGAAUGCUUUAGCACAACAUAAAAAAGUAUAUCAUCACGAAACAGAUGGAACGUUGCAGAAUGGUGGCGCCGAAUUAGCUCUUCCAGUGGUCGAUUUGAAGUCACAUCAAGUCUUGAAUCGCCUUUCUAGCCUCGGUAUCCAAAGUUUUAUUCCUCUUUCACAACUUAGUGCUCAGACCGGUGGUUAUUUUGGAUUACCUAUAAUAACGAUAGACGGUGCACGUAAUUCCAGCUCGUGCAAUUUGGCCGCUCUUGGCGCAACUUCUAUUUUAAGUUUGGGACCCCUAAAACAUUUGCCUCCAAGGUAACCAUUUACCAAUUCAUAGCUCGAAUCAGAUAUCAGUAUGCUACAAGAAAAAUAUAAGGUUGUUGCCUACCAAAUUCAUGGGACAAAAGUUAUACACCAAAAUAGAAAAAUAGACCCUUGGAGCAGAUCACGAGAUGAAUCCGUGGACGAAAAACUAAGGUAUAAAAUAACGUUCUGAAACUAAAGUGAGUGAACACAUAAAUCAAAUUUUAUCACUUUCAAGUCUCAGAUGUGUAAAUAAUCGAGCCUACAAAUGUGGCUUGCUGUAAAUAUUAGAUUGAUAUUAGUCUGUUCGAAUUCUUAAAUGUAGAUGAACUAUUAGAGCUGUCAGAUUUCAAUUCGAAAUCAAAUCAUUAUUAAUUUUUAGACAAUGUAAAAAGUAAGGCAAAGUAAUAUGAACAUUCGAAUUUUUUGUUCUUAUCUUUUCCCAUCGUUUUCUUAGAUUACAGUAUUCUCGUGUUCUCGAGUUGAUUGACGACAAAAACCUGUUUUUUUUUCCGACCCAAGAUUUUAGUCAAUUUCUUAUUAUUUGUAUAUUUUUUUUAGGAAGAUAAUGUGCAUCUCCUCCAUCACAAUUUACCACAAUCUGAUCGUUGAAUUAUUGACCACGUGACGUUAAUGAUCAUUCGCUAUGUGCGCUAUCAUUCACAACUUCUUAAUUUAUUUUCAUUUGCUCUCAUGUAGUUUUAACUUCAUUCAACCAUUGACGCAAGCCAGUUAUUUCCUUACACACUCAUCCUAUACGAUGCAGCUAUACACCGCUAUACAUAUGUUACAGUUGUAUACGUGAAAAGCCAGAAUUGGCUUAAGAAACUUGUAAAUAGAUGUAUUAUAUUUGGUGGUAAGUCCAUUCUUAUUACAGCAAUUCAUGGAGUCCGUGAAUGUGAACGUACUGAGUAUCGGCCCCAAGUAUCGAUGGGGUCUAAAAACUCGAAAUAAUUUGAUCAUCAAAAUCUUUAACUGAUUUCAUGUUCCUGCUGUGACAUUAUCGACGUUUAACUGCAAACAUAGAAAACUAUAUAUUUGUAUUUUUAUAAAGUAUUUCAAGUUUAACAUUUGUUAUCAAAUAUAUUAAAGUUUUGAAUAAAAUAAAAUUAUAUAAAAAUCCA
This is a messenger RNA of Athalia rosae (coleseed sawfly), 5012 nucleotides long. RefSeq names its product probable serine/threonine-protein kinase DDB_G0267686. NCBI's taxonomy places the organism in Eukaryota, Metazoa, Arthropoda, Insecta, Hymenoptera, Athaliidae. The transcript is spliced from 8 exons. The coding region runs from base 740 to 3904 and encodes 1054 amino acids. The record is from RefSeq and is a predicted model, not a curated record.